Messenger RNA from Didymella exigua CBS 183.55, 1530 nucleotides. RefSeq lists its product as uncharacterized. The record is from RefSeq and is a predicted model, not a curated record. The transcript is spliced from 4 exons. Bases 116 to 1327 code for a protein of 403 amino acids. NCBI's taxonomy places the organism in Eukaryota, Fungi, Ascomycota, Dothideomycetes, Pleosporales, Didymellaceae.
UUUUUCCUUUUAUUCCUUGUGCGAGACAGCAGUGAGGUUGUCCACGGAUCCCUGGGCUAUUCGACUGCUUCCAAGACGCAGACUCGACGCAGAUGCUCGCCACAUACACCCAGUUAUGAAGCAAUCCGCCAUAGAUGCAAUUCUGGAUGGCCCGGCUCUUGCGCCGCCGCCGGGCGUGACGCCCAAUUUCGAGAACCCGGUUAAUCUGAGUCUUCCGGGGAUGGCGGUGCUGCAGCUCGUCGUUGCAACGGCGGUGGUGGGGAUGCGAGUGUACACCAAGCUGGGCGUUGUGAGGAAGAUGUUGGCUGAAGACUACUGGUUGAUAGCAGCGUGGCUCUGCUUUGCUGGCUUCCAUGUCAUCGUCUUCAUGUUCGAAGACCUGCCGCUGGGUGUGCAUCAGUGGGAUCUCACUACUCGGAAGGCGAUCGUGCAUGCACACCUCUUUCACAUAGCAGUCACCGUGUACGCGAUCAACAUCAUUCCCCUGAAAAUCUGCCUCGUCCUGCAAAUCCGGCGCAUCUUCAUGCCACACAAUCGCUCCCUGCACGCUCGCCCCGCCGUGCUAUGGACUAUCGACAGUUUCCUCGCACUAAACGUCAUGUUCUACAUCGCGCUCCUCCUCUUCCAGUUCCUCGCCUGCCGUCCAUUGGCACUGUCCUGGAACCCCCUGGUCGCGGGGACGUGUGUGAAGGACAAACUAGUCGUGCACAUUGUGUCCGCGUCGAUCAACACGGCAAGCGACCUCAUCAUCGUGAUACUCCCGCAGCCCGUGAUCUGGCGACUGGAGCUCAGCAAAAAGCGCAAAUGGGGACUGAGCGCCGUCUUCUUGCUCGGCGGCCUUGCCUGCGGCGCCUCCGCGGUCCGCCUGUACUACGCAAUCCGACUGUAUCAUUCCACGGACCUGACCUACAGCGCCGCGCUGAUGGGCAAAUGGGCCGAGCCCGAACUCACAUUUGGCUUCCUCGCCGCCUGUCUGCCCGUGCUGCCCGCAUUCAUCAAACAUCUUGUUCGCACGCAGCUUGGGCUCAAGGUGCGCGGGCUGUGGACCUCAAGACCGCUUUCGGACGGCAGGUCCACAGAGAAAUUUGACGGCAGUGCAGGCAGGCAGGUCAGGACGAUUGGCAGCUAUGGCCGUGGUAAUGAGAAGGGGAGCCGGAUUACGAAGGUUAUUGAGUUGGAUAUUGAGUUUGAGGAGUUGACGCGCGAGUCGAGGGAUGGGGCGCCCGUGGGCAGGAGUAGGGGGAGUAGCAGGGAGAGGGACGAGGAGUGGAUCAUUGGUGCGAGGGGGGUAAGACAGCAGGCCAGUAUUGGGCCGCUGAGGAAGUAGCGAGUACUCGGAGCUGUGAGUAAUGAUGUUAAAUUAGCUUGUUUUCCAAGUGUGAUUCUCCAAAUGGAUCCAGCUGUUUCUACCUGUGAAGUUCCUGCAGACAGCUCUCAAUCACGUCUGUACCAGCGGCUCAGCCGUGACACGCGGACUCCAAACCAAUGCCCAAACCCCCCACCCCAUCUGCCUGCAGCCAGGGGUACAUC